AUGGCUCAAGAUCACCACGGCUCGAUCCACAAGCGGAAACCAUCGCGCAGGCCCAUCCCUGUCGCCUUUCGCCGCAAGCCGUAUUUGGACGCGUUACGACCGCCGCCGCCCGUCUCGCUCGACGAGUUCUUCCCUGCGUCCACAACGACGGAAGAAGAGAUAGAGGAGGAAGACGAAGAAGAAGGAGCCUCUUCACGCUUCUCUACGCCCUCACCGACGCCAUCCGAGGCGGAUCUCGUCCUCAAAGACCGCUUCUCGUCGCUUCGGUUUCCCCCCACCUCACCGUCAAAGCCCCCGCUACUGGACAGAGCGUCAAGCAAGUUUGGCGCAAGAAGGCAGCACCUGUUUGAUCGUUUUAAGAGGCCAAAGCUUCCUCCUUCAUUUCAAGCCACCCCCGGGAUACCGACAUCGACGUCGGAUCAGUCCAAUCUCUGCUCCAGGCUGGAAAGGGCACUUAUGCUCGAGCAGCAGUCGCAUCCACAGCGGUACCCAAGCAGGAGCAUGGACCUGCCACGCUCUACGGCCGCCUCGUCUUCGGGCGCUUCCUCUUCUGCAUCGUCGGCUUCCUAUCGGCUGGCGCCUCUUCCACCGCGCCACUACAGUCGUCCACUGGCCGGAGAAGGAGGACUAGGGCGCCAGCCCAGGACCUUGAGCCGGCCUCGCCAAGAGGACCCCCGACGGCAUUAUGAGACUGGCGAUGAAGUGAGCGCGCUUGCACCCCAGUCGGGCCAGCCGUAUUCGGCGGCGGCUGCGAUAGCGCCCUGGACGAGUCCCACGAAGAACAGAUCGCCACAGCAGUCGCACAAGGGCCGGUCCAACUCGGAGCAGAUUUCGCCGAGCAAGGAGGUUCGCGCAAAGAUGGCGUCCCACGCACCGGGCCGUCACGGUGGUUCUGCCUCUGCCUCGUCCUCAUCGGCACACCCCCUGUCGAUGCGCUCUGACUUGCAGAUGGCGCGCUUCGCUGCCGCACGCCUCCCUGCUGCUUUCACGUUGAGCAGCCGGGGCAAACGCAUCGAGAAAAAGAGAGAGACAGGGACAGGAAAGACGUCGUUGGAUGACGAUACAUUCAAGUCGCACCUCCACGACGUCGAGACGAGCUUCGACGACCUCGAGUUGACGUCACUGUCUGGCCGCACAUCCUCCGACAGCCUUGUGCUCGACUGUUUCGCUCCCGUCGACAUGCUUGACCACGGCCUUGGUGCAGGCUUUCCUGCGCCCCCCUCAACGAGACCGUUGCAGGUGGCCCCAAAGAGACAGGCGCUUCGGGAGGUCCGGUCGACGGGCAACCUCCGCAGCGCACACCAAGCGCUGCGAGGGCGACGGCAAAGCCAGCACGACGAAAACGACGAUCUGUUUGGAGGACGGAGGGCAGCAGGUGCCGAGGACGGCAAGGCGGCCAUGGUGCUUCCGACACGGUCGCCCUUGCGAGAGCGUCGAGCGAAACCGCCGUUGAGCCUUCGGCCCACGCACGGCAAUGUCCUCUUGCCCAUAUCGACAGGGCGCAAGCAAGGGCUCAAGUCUCCUGGAGGCGUUCACUCGCCUCCGCCUUGCCCGCCGCCAACGACGCCGCUGCCGGACCUUCCUCCUACACCGGCGCCAGAGUCGGCGUCAACAUUAUCGAAGUGGCCUCCUCGCAAGACGUCUGUAUCCUCGGUCCAUCUGCCAGAGCGGUUACGGUCGGCCUCUAUCAGCAAGUCAAGAGAGGCGCCUCAGUACCAGCCCCUAAUCUUCCGACACGAUGAGACCACGGCCCCCUCCACAGACGACGAUGAUGACGAUGGCGACGACGAUGACAACGACGACGACGUUGAGGUCGAUGGCGAAGACAUCGCAUACGGAGGUGAAGAAUUCGAGGAGGCAUAUGGAAGCAGCAGUGGCGGCUGUGACGGCCACCACACGAGCGCCGAGAGCAGCUUCUCAUCGCCCACGUCGGUCUCCUCCCCCUUCACGCCCCUCGAUGGCGCUGCCUUGCACCGCCGUCGGGGCAGCAGCGGUAGCAAGCGUCGACAGGCGCAGAAGGCGUCGUCGAUUUCUAACCCCUUCAGCGCUAAUGCGAAUGGGUCGAUCGUCGCCGCUCUUUCCAAGGCUCUCGACUGGGACGCAGCUCCCCUCGGGACCAAAAAUUCCUUCCACAGCACCGUGAACAGCACCGGUAACGCCUUGGGCCUCGACGGCGUGCCUCCUCCUCCCGUCUACUACAGAGGAGAAGAGGAAGAAGGCCAGAUCGUGUAUGGCUUUGCCAUGUGA
This is a messenger RNA of Acaromyces ingoldii, 2247 nucleotides long. RefSeq lists its product as hypothetical. The transcript has a single exon. Lineage: Eukaryota; Fungi; Basidiomycota; Exobasidiomycetes; Exobasidiales; Cryptobasidiaceae. The coding region runs from base 1 to 2247 and encodes 748 amino acids. The record is from RefSeq and is a predicted model, not a curated record.